Messenger RNA from Olea europaea var. sylvestris, 725 nucleotides. RefSeq names its product serine/threonine-protein kinase SRK2E-like. The transcript has 6 exons. Gene Ontology annotation, molecular function: protein serine/threonine kinase activity; ATP binding. Gene Ontology annotation, cellular component: nucleus. Gene Ontology annotation, biological process: intracellular signal transduction; protein phosphorylation. The coding region runs from base 132 to 725 and encodes 197 amino acids. The record is from RefSeq and is a predicted model, not a curated record. Lineage: Eukaryota; Viridiplantae; Streptophyta; Magnoliopsida; Lamiales; Oleaceae.
GACCCUGGUAAUGUUCAUUGCAGAUAGAUGAAAAUGUUCAAAGAGAAAUCAUCAAUCACCGUUCUUUGAGGCACCCUAAUAUUGUUAGAUUUAAAGAGGUCAUUCUAACACCAACUCAUUUGGCCAUUGUCAUGGAGUAUGCAUCUGGAGGAGAGCUUUUUGAGCGAAUAUGCAAAUGCAAUGCGGGACGCUUCAAUGAGGAUGAGGCUCGCUUUUUUUUUCAGCAACUUAUAUCUGGAGUCAGCUACUGUCACUCGAUGCAAAUAUGUCAUAGGGACUUGAAGCUGGAAAACACGCUGUUGGAUGGAAGCCCUGCUCCAAGACUCAAAAUCUGUGAUUUUGGGUAUUCUAAGUCUUCAUUGCUGCAUUCACAACCAAAAUCUACUGUUGGAACUCCUGCAUAUAUUGCUCCUGAGGUGUUACUUAGGAAAGAAUAUGAUGGCAAGAUUGCGGAUGUAUGGUCCUGCGGGGUCACUUUAUACGUGAUGCUCGUAGGUGCCUAUCCAUUUGAGGAUCCUGAAGAACCUAAGGACUUCCGAAAGACGAUUCAUAGAAUCUUAAAUGUUCAGUAUUCCAUUCCAGAGUAUGUUAAUAUUUCUGAGGAAUGUCGGCAGCUAAUUUCACGGAUCUUUGUUGCAGACCCUGCACAAGUAAGCUCUUCCACCUUCGAGAAAUAUACAUGUAUCUUUGUUGCGAAAUUGAAGUAUAACAUUUCAUUUUCAUAG